AGAAAGGAAGAAGUGAAAAUAAAACUAAAAAUUUUCUGAAAGAACAGCAGCUGCUGUAGAGGUGGUGGUGAUACUCUAUUCUUCAUCAAUGGCACUGGCUACCAGGAGAUUCUUCAACACUAUUUGCAGGGGAACAAGGAGCUUUGGUGCUCUCCCUGAAGGCAUCCCUUCCUCUUCUCAACACCUCAUCAACUUGGAAUAUGAAUACAGUGCUCACAAUUACCACCCAAUUCCCAUUGUGUUCUCUCAAGCAAAGGGAUCAACUAUAUGGGAUCCAGAAGGCAAAAAAUAUCUGGAUUUCCUUUCUGCUUACUCUGCGGUUAAUCAGGGACACUGUCAUCCAAAGGUCUUGAAAGCAUUAGUGGAACAGGCAGAAAGGCUCACUCUCAGCUCUAGAGCCUUCUAUAAUGAUAGAUUUCCAAUAUUCGCAGAGCGCUUAAAGAAUAUGUUUGGCUAUGAUAUGGUGCUACCAAUGAAUACUGGUGCUGAAGGCGUGGAAACAGCUCUGAAGUUAGCUAGGAAAUGGGGUUAUGAGAAGAAAAAAAUUCCCAAAGACCAGGCCAUUAUCGUCUCUUGUUGCGGUUGCUUCCAUGGUCGUACAUUGGCUGUUAUUUCUAUGAGCUGUGAUAAUGAGGCUACACGAGGUUUUGGGCCCUUGUUGCCAGGUCAUCUUAAAGUUGAUUUUGGUGAUGAAGUUGCCCUUGAGAAAAUCUUUGAAGAAAAUGGAGAUCGGAUAGCUGGAUUUCUAUUUGAGCCUAUUCAAGGAGAGGCUGGGGUUAUAAUUCCUCCAGAUGGUUAUUUAAAAGCUGUCAGAGAACUGUGCUCAAAAUUUAAUAUUCUAAUGAUUGCUGAUGAAAUACAAAGUGGCUUAGGUCGGUCAGGAAGAAUGCUGGCGUGUGAUUGGGCAGAAGUUCGUCCUGAUGUUGUUAUACUUGGAAAAGCUUUGGGUGGAGGAGUGAUAGCGGUUAGUGCAGUGCUUGCAGACAAAGAUGUAAUGCUCUCUAUUCAGCCAGGAGAGCAUGGAAGCACAUUUGGAGGAAAUCCUUUGGCGAGUGCAGUUGCUGUUGCCUCACUCGAUGUGAUCACAGAAGAGGGGCUUUCAGAGAGAUCCGACCAAAUGGGACAGGAGCUUAGGAAUCAGCUAAUGAAGAUUCAUCAGCUAUUCCCUAACCUCAUAAAGGAAGUGCGAGGAAAAGGUCUGUUCAAUGCUGUGGAGCUCAACAGCAAGGUCUUGUUCCCUGUCUCUGCUUAUGAUAUUUGUUUAAAGUUGAAAGAGAGAGGAGUUCUUGCUAAGCCCACACAUGAUACUAUCAUCCGAUUAACUCCUCCCCUUUCCAUAAGUUUGGAUGAGCUACAAGAAGGCUCAAAUGCUCUUCGUGAUGUCAUGGAAUUUGAUGUACCAAAGAUGCAGAAGGCAAAGCACAAGAGAGUCCCCCAAACAACCACUAACAUAUGUGAUCGUUGUGGUCGAAAUAUGGAUGAUUCUUAGAUAAAUAUCUCUGAAAUAAAUGCAUGUUGCUUUUUCACAUGCAGAUUUCUACCUUCUAGAUGUCUACAUCUUGUACAUGGGUUCUUUAAAACUAUAUUUCCUUUUCUGUUCCAAUAAUUCUGGUCUAUCUGAAGUAAACUGUGGCGCUGAAUUCCCUAAUCACAAUCUGUAAGAUACUUCUCCAUGGAUUCCUGUUCCUUGUCGAAUCGGGUGUCAUCUGUGGCUGAAGUCACCAGCCCAAAAAACAGCAACAAAUUAAUAACAAUGUAUAAUUAGCAAAU
Messenger RNA from Vitis vinifera (wine grape), 1770 nucleotides. Its product is annotated as ornithine aminotransferase. The record is from RefSeq and is marked provisional. Gene Ontology annotation, molecular function: pyridoxal phosphate binding; L-ornithine transaminase activity; identical protein binding. Gene Ontology annotation, cellular component: cytoplasm. NCBI's taxonomy places the organism in Eukaryota, Viridiplantae, Streptophyta, Magnoliopsida, Vitales, Vitaceae.